Messenger RNA from Temnothorax curvispinosus, 824 nucleotides. RefSeq lists its product as uncharacterized. The transcript has a single exon. Bases 12 to 803 code for a protein of 263 amino acids. Gene Ontology annotation, biological process: detection of chemical stimulus involved in sensory perception of smell; sensory perception of smell. Gene Ontology annotation, cellular component: plasma membrane. NCBI's taxonomy places the organism in Eukaryota, Metazoa, Arthropoda, Insecta, Hymenoptera, Formicidae. Gene Ontology annotation, molecular function: olfactory receptor activity; odorant binding. The record is from RefSeq and is a predicted model, not a curated record.
UGCAGUUAAUUAUGGGAGAUUCGAUGAAGAUAAACAGUGAAAAUGAUUUUAAUUACGCAGUGCAAGUAACUCGCAUUAUCAUGCGAAUGAUCGGCGCGUGGCCAAUUUCCCGUUACGCUUCCAGUGUGGAAAGAAUCGCGACUCGCUUACACAAAGUCUUUUGCUACUUUUUAUUCGCGUUCAUCAUCGUGCCGGGUCUCCUGCUGAUGUUCUUGAAGGAGCGCGACGUCAAACGUAGAGUGAGAUUACUCGGGCCGCUUCUGAAUUGUUGGAUGGGUUUCAUGAAGUACAGCCUGCUCGUGUACCACGCGAGAGAGAUUCAAUAUUGUCUGAAGCAGGCGCGGCAGGAUUGGGGGGAUACGGUUGAUUUGAGGCAUCGGCAAGCGAUGUUAUCCAAGGCGAGGAUAGGGCGAAAAUUUGCGAUUGUCUCUGCCGUCUUCAUGUACGUCGGCGGAUUGUCUUACCGUACUGUCGUGCCGCUCUCGAAAGGACGAAUGCUCACGCCGAUGAACACCACGGUGAGAGCGCUGGCAUGCCCGAGCUACUUCGUCAAGUUCGACGAACAGGCCUCGCCGGCAUACGAGAUCGUCUUCACUCUGCAAUUCUUCGCAGGAUUGCUCACCUACUCGGUAACGGUCGGCGCGGCCGGAUUGGCCGCGUUUUUCGUCAUGCACGUUUGCGGACAACUAAGUGUCUUGAUAGGCAAGUUCCAGCAUCUCAACGACAUGCCGGAACCGAACGAUAGGGAUGUCGCGAUAUUGCUGGCUGAUAUCGUAGAGCAUCAAAUAAAAGUGAGACGGUGAGUCGACAAAGAUGAACGUGAU